AUGCCGGAUCUCAAAGGAGCGUUUUCUGUCAAGUCUGCAAGGGAUUUAGUGCGAAAUAAAUAUCCAAUUCUGGAGGAGGCUAGGCUGUUGUGGAAGAGAGUUGUUCACCCUUCUUUGGCGGCUCAAAAUUGGAAAUUUGUUAGGGGAGCUUGUGCAACUCUAGACAAAGUAAGGAGUAUAUUCAAAAUAGCGUUGGCGUCUAGGUGUAGCAUCUGCCAAACUGAGGAGGAGUCGUUGGAGCAUGUUAUUUGGAGCUGCAGAUGUGCGAAACAAGCGUGGGAGUGGAUGGAAGGUAUUUUCAAGCUUACCCCACAUUACAAUUUGAUUGCUGCAAACAAUGUUGCGAAAGGUUGUAGUAGAAUGGUUAAGGACCUGUGGUUGGUUUCUAUUUUGGUGCUGCGAUCUGAGUUGUGGUAUCAAAGAAACAAAAUGGUGUAUGAGAAGAAAAAGCCAUGCUGGAAUUUCUUCCAAAAACGAGUUUUCAACCUCAUCCAUGAGUACUCGUCAAGAAUGAAGGGUUUUAUGUUCAAUCCUAUCGAGGAGUUACAGAUUCUGAAUUUCUUCAGAGUUAAAUGUCGUAGGGUGAAGUUUAUGGAUCCUUUGGAGUGUCGCUGGUAUACUCUUGUGCAUAAUCAAAUUUUGUUGUGCUACGACGGUACUUCCAGGGGGAAUCCGGGUGUGGCAGGGGCAGGCGUUGUUGCUAGGAAUGCAAACUGUGAAGUGUUUGGUGCAAUGUGCAUUGGUCUUGGAGUUAUUUCAAAUUAUAUGGCAGAACUGUACGAGAUUCUUCUUGGGAUUGAAUGGGAAGUUCAAUUUGGUUAUAGAAAUAUUUUGAUUCGAUCUGACUCAACUAGUGUGAUAAAUGCCUUGAGGAAGAUAGGGUGCCCUGGUUUGCGCAGCAAAGGUGGGAUAAUGCCAAAAGUCUUUAUGAUUCUAUUAUAUUUAUGCAUACUUACCGGAAAGCAAAUUUUGCAGCUGAUAAAAUGGCGAAGAGUGGUUGUUUAUUGGACUAUGGUGUAA
Messenger RNA from Papaver somniferum (opium poppy), 1020 nucleotides. RefSeq lists its product as uncharacterized. The record is from RefSeq and is a predicted model, not a curated record. The transcript has a single exon. Gene Ontology annotation, molecular function: nucleic acid binding; RNA-DNA hybrid ribonuclease activity. Bases 1 to 1020 code for a protein of 339 amino acids. NCBI's taxonomy places the organism in Eukaryota, Viridiplantae, Streptophyta, Magnoliopsida, Ranunculales, Papaveraceae.